AUGCUGACUAUUAUUCUUAUUGGUUUGAUUGUUUUGAUUACAAAUCGAUUUAAUGGUACACUUUCCUCUGAUAAUUUAUUUCAGAGAAGAAAGCUUUCAGAAAACAAGUCCCUUAAUCAAUCGCCAGUUCAUAAAUCUGCACUUGAUGUGCACAACGGCUUCACUCAAUCUGAUUCUGAAGAGAAGAACGAUGCUGAUAUAGUCGUCAGGAUGAAAUCGAACAAAUAA
Adineta ricciae is the source of this 228-nucleotide messenger RNA. Lineage: Eukaryota; Metazoa; Rotifera; Eurotatoria; Adinetida; Adinetidae. The record is from the annotation of a GenBank genome assembly.